Onychomys torridus (southern grasshopper mouse) is the source of this 6088-nucleotide messenger RNA. RefSeq names its product neuronal cell adhesion molecule (gene Nrcam). Gene Ontology annotation, molecular function: cell-cell adhesion mediator activity. Lineage: Eukaryota; Metazoa; Chordata; Mammalia; Rodentia; Cricetidae. The transcript is spliced from 35 exons. Gene Ontology annotation, biological process: brain development; cell-cell adhesion. Bases 585 to 4505 code for a protein of 1306 amino acids. The record is from RefSeq and is a predicted model, not a curated record.
CGGAGGGCGGGAGCGGCGGGGACGCGCGCUUCGCCUGGGUCGCCGGCGGACGCGCGCAGCAGUCCGAGCCUCCGACGCGCGGGAGCGAGGGACCGCGCAGGGACAGCCGGACUGGGGCAGCUGGAGGCGACAGCUUCUGAAACACGCACGACAGCUGCGUUCCGGGGUCUUGGGCAGUAGCGCCCCGGCGGGACGGUGGGCGCGGCGCGAAAACACAUGGAACAAGGAACACUGCAUGAAUGGGAUUUCUGUGAUAGUCUCCAGUGACACCCAGUACCUCUGCUUGCUGAAGGCUUUGACCAAGGCUACUGCCAGCUGUUAAUGUCAACCUGAGAAAAGGAGGACAUAUAAAUCAAGGACGCCUUGGGAGGUUUCUGACCAGUGGAUCUUCUGAAGAGCAAUGCUAAGACAUCCUUUGACUUAAAGAAUUAAAAAGAAUACCACUUCUUCAAGUAAGAAGACUUGCUUCAAAGUUCCCUGCAUGAAAAAUUAUUUGAACAUUGCACACAAACCUUCUGUGGAAGAAGAAAAGGAAAGUCCGUGUGCGGGUCUCAUCAGGAGUAGAGCUGAUACAGCUUAAAAUAAUGCCGAAAAAGAAGCACUUCUCUGCAGGCAGAGUGCCCUUGAUCCUCUUCCUGUGCCAGAUGAUUAGUGCUCUGGAUGUACCUCUCGAUUCAAAGCUUCUUGGCGACUUGGUACAGCCUCCAACCAUCACCCAACAGUCACCAAAGGACUACAUUAUUGAUCCUCGGGAGAACAUUGUAAUCCAGUGUGAGGCUAAAGGGAGGCCUCCUCCAAGCUUUUCCUGGACCCGUAAUGGAACUCAUUUUGACAUAGACAAAGACCCUCUGGUCACCAUGAAGCCUGGCUCAGGAACACUCGUCAUCAACAUCCUGAGUGAAGGGAAAGCAGAGACCUAUGAAGGAGUCUAUCAGUGCACAGCGAGGAAUGAGCGUGGAGCUGCGAUCUCUAACAACAUUGUUGUCCGCCCAUCCAGGUCGCCCUUGUGGACCAAAGAAAGACUUGAGCCAAUAACACUUCGAAAUGGUCAGUCAUUGGUUCUUCCCUGUAGACCUCCAAUUGGAUUACCACCAGCCAUAAUAUUUUGGAUGGAUAAUUCCUUUCAAAGACUUCCACAGAGUGAGCGGGUUUCCCAAGGCCUGAAUGGAGACCUUUAUUUCUCCAAUGUUCUCCCAGAGGAUACCCGGGAAGACUAUAUCUGCUAUGCCAGAUUUAAUCACACUCAAACCAUACAACAGAAGCAACCUAUUUCUUUGAAGGUGAUUUCAGUGGAUGAAUUGAAUGACACUAUAGCUGCUAAUUUGAGUGACACUGAGUUUUAUGGUGCUAAACCUAGUAAAGAGAGGCCACCAACAUUUCUAACUCCAGAAGGCAAUGAAAGCCUCAAAGAGGAGCUAAGAGGAAAUGUGCUUUCACUAGAGUGCAUAGCCGAAGGCCUACCUACUCCAGUCAUUUACUGGAUCAAAGAAGAUGGAACACUUCCUGUCAACCGGACGUUUUAUCGGAACUUUAAGAAAACCUUGCAGAUCACUCAGGUUUCAGAAGCAGACUCUGGAAAUUAUCAGUGCAUAGCGAAGAACACACUAGGAGCUGUCCAUCAUACCAUUUCUGUCACAGUUAAAGCGGCUCCAUACUGGAUUUCUGCACCUCAAAACCUUGUGCUAUCCCCAGGAGAGAAUGGGACCCUUAUCUGCAGAGCUAAUGGCAACCCCAAACCCAGAAUUGGCUGGUUAACAAAUGGAGUCCCAGUAGAAAUUGCUCCCGAUGACCCCAGCAGAAAAAUAGAUGGUGAUACCAUUAUGUUUUCCAAUGUUCAAGAAAGAUCAAGUGCGGUUUAUCAGUGCAAUGCCUCUAAUGAAUAUGGGUAUUUACUAGCAAAUGCAUUCGUAAAUGUGCUCGCUGAACCACCUCGAAUUCUCACAUCUGCGAACAUACUGUAUCAGGUCAUCGCAAACAGACCUGCCUUGUUAGACUGUGCCUUCUUUGGGUCUCCUCUGCCUACCAUUGAGUGGUUUAAAGGAACCAAAGGAAGAGCUCUUCAUGAAGACAUUUAUGUUUUACAUGAUAACGGAACAUUAGAAAUUCCCGUGGCCCAAAAGGACAGUGCAGGGACAUAUACGUGUGUCGCGAGAAAUAAAUUAGGGAUGGCAAAGAACGAGGUUCACUUGGAAAUCAAAGAUCCAACCAGGAUCAUUAAACAACCCGAAUAUGCAGUCGUGCAGAGGGGGAGCAAAGUGUCCUUUGAAUGCAAAGUGAAACACGACGAUACCUUAAUCCCCACCAUCAUGUGGUUGAAGGACAAUGGAGAACUGCCCAAUGACGAAAGAUUCUCCGUUGACAAGGAUCAUCUGGUGGUAACUGAUGUAAGUGAUGAUGAUGGAGGGACCUAUACGUGUGCAGCCAACACGACGCUGGACAGCGUUUCCGCCAGCGCUGGGCUCCGGGUUGUCGCUCCUACUCCAACUCCAGCCCCCAUUUACGAUGUCCCGAAUCCUCCCUUUGAUUUAGAAUUGACCAAUCAACUUGACAAAAGUGUUCAGCUCACCUGGACCCCAGGCGAUGAUAACAAUAGCCCCAUUACAAAAUUCAUCAUUGAAUAUGAAGAUGCAAUGCAUGAGGCAGGGAUAUGGCACCACCAGGCUGAAGUUUCUGGAACACAGACCACAGCGCAGCUGACGCUGUCUCCGUAUGUGAACUACUCCUUCCGAGUCAUGGCGGAGAACAGCAUCGGGAGGAGUGUGCCCAGCGAGGCAUCGGAGCAAUACCUGACGAAAGCCGCAGAACCAGAUCAAAACCCCACGUCUGUGGAAGGAAUAGGCACAGAACCGGACAACUUGGUGAUUACAUGGAAGCCCUUGAAUGGGUUUCAAUCGAAUGGGCCUGGCCUCCAGUACAAAGUGAGCUGGCGCCAGAAAGAUGGUGAUGAUGAGUGGACGUCUGUGGUUGUAGCCAAUGUAUCCAAAUACAUUGUCUCUGGCACACCAACCUUUGUCCCUUACCUGAUAAAAGUUCAAGCCCUGAAUGAUGUGGGGUUUGCUCCAGAACCAGCUGCAGUCAUGGGGCAUUCUGGAGAAGACCUUCCGAUGGUGGCUCCUGGGAAUGUGCGUGUCAAUGUGGUAAACAGUACUUUGGCAGAGGUACACUGGGACCCAGUACCUCUGAAGAGUGUCCGGGGACACUUACAAGGCUACCGGAUUUACUACUGGAAGGCUCAGAGCUCAUCCAAAAGAAACAGACGCCAUAUAGAGAAGAAGAUCCUCACCUUCCAGGGCAGCAAGACGCAUGGCAUGCUGCCAGGGCUGCAACCAUACAGUCACUAUACUCUCAAUGUCCGAGUGGUCAACGGGAAAGGGGAGGGCCCAGCCAGCACCGACAGAGCCUUCCAUACUCCAGAGGGAGUCCCCAGUGCUCCCUCAUCUUUGAAAAUUGUCAAUCCUACACUGGACUCUCUCACUUUGGAAUGGGACCCGCCAAGCCACCCAAAUGGCGUCCUGACUGAGUACACCUUACGAUAUCAGCCAAUUAACAGCACACAUGAACUAGGCCCUCUGGUAGACUUAAAAAUUCCUGCCAACAAGACACGCUGGACUUUAAAACAUUUAAAUUUCAGCACUCGGUACAAGUUUUAUUUCUAUGCACAAACAUCGGUGGGAUCAGGCAGCCAGAUCACAGAGGAAGCCAUAACAACUGUGGACGAAGGUAAGAUGGCUGGUAUUCUUCCACCUGAUGUAGGUGCAGGCAAAGUUCGAGCAGUGAAUCCAAGGAUCAGCAAUCUCACUGCUGCGGCUGCUGAGACGUAUGCCAAUAUCAGUUGGGAGUAUGAGGGACCAGAGCAUGUGAAGUUUUAUGUUGAAUAUGGUGUAGCAGGCAGCAAAGAAGAAUGGAGGAAAGAAAUUGUAAAUGAUUCUCGAAGCUUCUUUGGGUUAAAGGGUCUAAUGCCAGGAACAACAUACAAAGUUCGAGUUGGUGCUGAGGGGGAUUCUGGUUUUGUGAGUUCAGAGGAUGUGUUUGAGACAGGCCCAGCAAUGGCAAGCCGGCAAGUGGAUAUUGCAACCCAGGGCUGGUUCAUAGGCCUGAUGUGUGCUGUUGCCCUCCUCAUCUUAAUCUUGCUCAUCGUUUGCUUCAUUAGAAGAAACAAGGGUGGUAAAUAUCCAGUUAAAGAAAAGGAAGAUGCUCAUGCGGACCCUGAAAUCCAGCCCAUGAAGGAAGAUGAUGGAACAUUUGGAGAAUACAGGUCUUUUGAAAGCGAUGCAGAAGACCACAAGCCUUUGAAAAAAGGAAGCCGAACACCUUCAGACAGGACUGUGAAAAAAGAAGAUAGUGAUGACAGCCUGGUUGACUAUGGAGAGGGGGUGAAUGGCCAGUUCAAUGAGGAUGGCUCCUUUAUUGGACAAUACAGUGGUAAGAAAGAGAAAGAACCAGCCGAGGGAAAUGAGAGCUCAGAGGCCCCUUCACCUGUCAACGCCAUGAACUCCUUUGUUUAAGUCUUUAAGCUCCGUGUCAGUGUCCCAUUUCUCUGGAAUGUUUUCCUGAGCACUUCUCCCCCCUCUCAUUCUGUGGACAUGUGGGUAGAAAGAAUGUUUUCUGCUGUAUGUGAGUAUUAUGAGAACAGAGCAAGAACGUCACUCAGUCAAACGAUACGUUAACAUGAACGGGGGCACAAAGUGCGUACUUUUUUGUUCAGAGUGGGUUUUCUCAAUUUCCUUGGAACCGAUUAAAAAUGAAAUUCAACAUCCUCAAUAGAUCACAUUAUUCCCUGUGUGGGAUACAGUUCAAUAAGAUGCAUGAAACCUGCUGCACAGAGGACACACCUGUGUAUGUGAUUGCGACAUGGUCGGGCACUUUGUUGACACUAUGCUCAGCCGAAGCCUGAAUAUAAAUUCCGUUGUUAUUGUGGAGAGUGUUACUGUAGUGUUCUCUAGAGCUCCAGUGUCUCUGCGGACAUUGUUGUGGAAGUCGUGACUAUGUCUAGUUGUCGUUAGUCUUUUCAGGAGACUGUUAGGAAUGGUAUGUACAGUAUCUACUUGCUACAUGAGUUAAUUAUGUCAGGUGCAUCUGCUAAUGCUCAGUGAGACUCUGUUACCUACCCUUUACUCCUGGUACUUCCUAGGCUUCUUAACCUUCCAGGUUCCAGUGGCAGUAUUUCACUUCUUACACUCUCUGUGUUCAGUCAUCUGGGGGCAUAAACAUUGCAUUUUGUGACACCUUCUGGCAUCUGCGCCAUCGUGAAAGAAUUGAAGACAAAACUCUCAAGUUAGAUUUUAAGUUUUAGUUCAAAAAUUGCAGGGCAAGACACAUGCAGUGCCUUCGGACAAUGAGCAUCCCCUGGCUCCUGUACUCUGUAUGGGCCAGUCUGGGCAACUCCAUCCUGUGUUACUGCUGCUGUUAGAAAUGAACCUUUAAAAGGCAGAGAUAAUGAGAGAUGACAUGCUGGAAAAUUGUGAAAAUAAAAACAAGUUUAUUUGAAGGGGCUUUCCCCCAUAAAUGUCAAAAACAAAGAAAGCUUUGUCAUUGGCUGGAGCAUGUGUUGGUUUUGUGGUCUUUUCUGGUUUCUAGCCAAACAAGUCACAUUGAAAAAGAAAAAUGGCGUGGUUGGAAAUGGAUGGAAAAACAAAUGAUUGUAGAACUAAAAACAUACAACAGCAUGCAAACAGUGAUACACUACCCACUGUACCUGUAUGAGCUUUCAAACUCUGCAGCAUUCAGCAAUGUGAAUGCAAGUUGCAACGGGCACACUCCAGAAUCUGCAAAAUCUGGCAAGCGCUUAAUUAGGUCAGCAGUCAAAGGGAUUACAGCUGCAGUCUAAAGAAUAAAUACAUAGAUCCUAUUAUAGUCAUAAACAAUGUGUAUGAAAUGACUUACCUCCAAUAUAAAAAUCUAUGACAACCUAUGGUUGAAGGAACGCUCAAUCAUUUGCCAAUAAAUUGGUUUCUCAUAACUUGCAUCAAGUUUAAUUUUAAGUAAAGCUUUUUAUAUGUAGCUAUUCUGUUGAAUCUGUAAAUAUACAUAAAGUGUAGAAGCUAUAUGCUUAUAGGUGUUAUGUGCAAAUAAACACGCAAGCAAUGUU